Hibiscus syriacus is the source of this 840-nucleotide messenger RNA. RefSeq lists its product as uncharacterized. NCBI's taxonomy places the organism in Eukaryota, Viridiplantae, Streptophyta, Magnoliopsida, Malvales, Malvaceae. The record is from RefSeq and is a predicted model, not a curated record. The transcript has a single exon. Bases 1 to 840 code for a protein of 279 amino acids.
AUGAAGAUGAGCCAUGAAAGAGGCAAAGCAGUGGAAGUGUACAACGAUAAUGUUGGCCGUUUCCAUGAUUAUUACAGAACAGCGUCGGAUGUUCGAUGUAAGAAACAUCCACAACAAUCCCCGUUCGGUGUGUGCGCGUAUUGUCUCGAGGCUCGUUUGCUCAACUUGGUUUGCUCGGAUUGUGGCGUUCAGCACCUCUCAACUUGUUCUUGCUUGGAAAUCGCCUCCGAUACUCGAAGUUCAUACGGCGUUGGUGGCCGUGUCUCGUUAUUGAUAGAGAAUGAAAACAAAGAACAAACUGAGAAAUCAGAAGAGGUCUUUUUAAUCAAAAGAAGCAAUAGUAGCCGCGUUGGGAUGAAGAAAAAGAAUGGGUUCUGGAGGAUUAUAAGAUUGUUCAAGAAGAAAAGAGAGAAAGAUUGUAAUAACUGUGGUGGUGCGGAUGAGAAAAGUGAUGAUUUGUGGGUCGUUAAUUGCACCGGAGUCUCAAGGUCGAGAUCUCUUUGUAGCUUCAAGGGUGGUGGGCUUUUCCAAUCGGGAGAUGGAAUCGAUUCGAUGAAUUUUUCCGGCGCUAGGAGCUCCAUUUCGGCUGCUCGGAGCUCUUGUUUUAAUGGCAGUUGGGGUGCCGGUGAUAAUGGUUUCAAUGGUGCAAACAGGCGGAGUAAUUUUACCAGGGGAGACUACGAUUCCGGUUUUAUUGAUUUACACGUUGGUUUUGAAGAAGAAUCUAAAGGGUAUAUCCCUACAAGUUCAUGUCCGUUAACAAUGGAUGAAAGAGGCGGUAAAAAGAGCAGAAGAAGUUUCAAAGGAUGGCAAUGGAUUUUCAAGGCAUCAGAAAAAUGA